AUGAAUCCUCCGCUCUUCUUCGAGUUGCUGAUGCCGUUGCUUCUGCGCUUUCUGUCGCUCUUGGUCAAUCCACCGGGCAAUACGCGGGUGCCGUCUGAGAACCUGCUCAUGAGCACCUAUGGCUGUAACCGCCCCUUGUUGGUCGCCGUCGUUGCUGGGAGGGUGAAACUCGAACCAGAUGUCUGUCGUAUUCUGGCUGGAUAUAGCACCAGUUUUAAGCCAGAACACAGGCAAAGCGGUGUCGCCCGACAUGUAUUCUUCCUUCAGUUUUCGAGCAUGCUCGUCACUGAUCGUUUCAUCACUCAUAGGGAAGCACGAGUACGGGCUCAUCGCGUAGCCAAGAACACACGGAUACAGAUAUUUCCACACAAAUUGAAUGCGAAUCACUUGCAGCGAAUGGGUGCGUCAUCCAAGGUAGCCUCGCACAGGGACACCGUCAUGAUCGGAGCCGGCCACUUGGGCGUCAGUAGCGCAAUCGUCUUGAAUUGGCUCCUAGGCAUCUUGAUCUUUCCUGGAAGGACCUGCACAUCGCCUCCUUCUGGCGGUUGCUCUGACUGUGGGACAUGGCGAGGCGGUGGCUGCACGGGUUGGAGCGACCCACCAUGGACACGCCACGAUUCAGCAGCCUCGAUUCUGGUCCCAGGAUUUCCACUCGCUGAUCGUGUCGAUGAUCCAGGUUGCUGCUGUGACGACUGCAUCUCGCCCUCUCUGGCACUCGAUCCUUGA
Molecule: messenger RNA, 726 nt
Organism: Gamsiella multidivaricata
Lineage: Eukaryota; Fungi; Mortierellomycota; Mortierellomycetes; Mortierellales; Mortierellaceae
Exons: 2
Coding region: 1-726 (241 amino acids)
Source: RefSeq, a predicted model, not a curated record